GUGAGUCCAGGUAAGAUAGCAUUGCGGUGUUGAUAUCCAUUUGUAGCUGGAUGUACAGAACAUCGGUGUGCCUUCUCUACCUCAACCCCAUGGUCGUUUCUACGAGCGACGAAGAGAGCAUAGAAGAGGAAGACCGAUUCUAUGAUGCGUUUUCACUUUUCGCUUUGUCUACUUCUAUAGCUACAUCAUGAUCCAAGUUAGGGUAUCCGACCUGUGACUUGUAACGGUACCUCUCCAGGAUGUCCAAGUAGGCUUUUCAUCGUUUUUAUUACUUCGAGAAAUGCACGAACGCUGUCGCUUCUCAUCACUUUAGUUGAGUGAUCAUUUCAGUUGUGAGAUCACAAGGAUGACGUCGCUGGAUGAUGGUGGUGCGACGCCAGUUGGUUUUGCACACGAAUUCCGGGACGCACUAGACAAGGCCUGCCGUGUUGACGGACGAACACAGACGCGCGAAGCGUACUCAACGCUCAUCCGUGAGAACACAAGGCUGUUUGAGAAGGAUCUCACGGAAGGUAUGAAAACGUUUUGAUCAAUUUGGAAGACGGUGGAAGACUUGUCCUGAUGGGAUUGAUAUUUUUAUUGCAGGCUCAGUUGCAAUGUUAUUGGAUACAGAUUGCUUGAAAAGAAGGGGUGGGCUCAAUUUAUUAGGAUUUUUCUCUGUGGCAAUCUUUUAUUGAAUGCAACAAACUCAGUAUGCGACGAUAUGCACGAGUGGCUCUCUGGUCCGGUGCGAGAAGAGCGCGAGUACGUGGAUCAGCAUAAGAAAAGGAGAGAGGGUGGGCUCCUUACUCUAAUUCCUCUUCUUCAUAUCGUCGAUAGCGCCAUGAAGAAAGCGGUAGCGCGAAGUCAAGCCGAAGGCAGACGCACAGCCGAAACAAUCUCUCAUCACGUGCCGAAAUGGGUCACUGCUGCAAUAAAGUUCACGCCAGAGAAGCAGUUCUCCGACCGCAUAGUCUCGCUUGUCUCCAAGUGGUUGAAGCAGAACUGGUAGUCUCUCUUUUUUUUUAUGUUUGAGUAGCAGAAGCUUCUUUCCAUUCUGCAAUCUUUGAUCUUUGAUUUAGAUUUUUCUUUUGUUGAAAGAAGCUCUCUCAAAAUCUGCCACUUCGACGGAAAUGCCAUGUCUAUCCGAUUCACACCACCAUGUCCGCACUACUGCAGGUUCAUGCACGAUGCGAAAAAACUAGUGCAAGUGGUAAAAUUGUGCACGCCGGAAAAGACGGACCUAAGCCACUGCGUGCACGAAAAAGUUCUCGCGAUGACGAGUGUGGAAGUUGUGGGCGCAGAGGAGCAUGCGCCUGCGCUGGCCGCAAAUACGGCAACGGCAGCGGCGGACCAAGGUCCUGGCGGAGGAGGGGGAGGAGUAGUCAUUGCAACCGGCAAUCUCAUAGCGGAAGCACAAAAUGCGGAAGAGCUGCGCUUGAUGCGGGAAGAGAUCUCGAGACUGCGCGCGGAGAUGCAGCACCAGCAGCGUCCGCGCAGUCGCUCACGACGCGGCUCUCCCAGGAGGGCAGGGGGGCGCGAUCGCGACAGCCGCGGACGUGGAGGUGGUGGCCGGAGACGAUCUCCUCGAGGGGAUAGCCGAGAUCGGAAUAGACAGAAGACUAGAGAUCGGGAUGACAAGCUGCAUGAUAGCCGCGUUCUGGAAACAGGUCGAGACGCCAUGAGAAAGGGCGAAAGUGAUAGCGCGAACAAACCGUCCUUAUUCACAACCGCGCCUGCAGCGACAGCCACAGGCACAAAGCGGCUUAUUCUUCCGGCUAAAGCUCCAAGCGCUGCUGCGUUGUUGGCCGGACGCAAGGUCUAUCCCAGUGCGCAGGAUGGUGUUAGUGCGAACGUUAAUGUUCGUAGAGGCUCUGGUGAUGGACAGUGGGCAUGGGAACAACCACCGCCCGCGACGGCAGGCGCUUGGUCCGAUGUCCCUGAGGGUACACUCUUGACGGCGAGGAAGGAGGAUGCAGAAGGAGAAGAGGCGAUGGAUCUCGGUGGCGUGGAGAUGGACAUAGUACCGCCACCAAGUCACGUUAGACCUCCGACUGCUGCGCCGCUAGCUGCAGUGCAGUCGGCAUAUGCGGCGAGUAAAGGACUGACACCACAAUUGGUGAGUUCGACAUCGAGUAGUAGUUUUAGUGCCCCGAAAGGCAGCCUCGGCACGCAGCUACCAGGAAACUUUGGGGGAGCUGAUAGCAUGGGCGCACUGGGAGCGGGAAAGGGCGCAGGCAUGGCAGCGGGCAAUGUCGGAAAAGGGGUUGUAAACAACUUUUUCAACAAGAACAGCAACAGCUUGAUGAAUCUCAACACAGCAAACAACAUGAUGGUUACCAAUAGCAUGAUGCCCAACACAAACAUGACGAUGAACAACAUGAGUACAACUUCUACGCAGAGUGCUUUGCCGUAUGGCGCGACACCUUAUCCUGGUGGGGGACAUACCUCUGGCUCCGGUUUUCAGCAGUUUGGUCAACCAUCAUAUCUCAACAGCAAAGGAUCGAACAUCAACAUGUCAUUUCCAUCAUACCCGAGUCCCAGUCAAUCCUAUUCCGGUGCGCCAGGCAUUAACAACACAUGGCCGGCGAUCGGCACGCAGCAGGGACCUUACAAUUCCACAGCAUCGUACGCUUCUGGUUAUAACAAUUUUCUACCGCAGCCACCCAAUACGAGUCAUUUGAAUUACCAUCUGGCGCGAGUGCCGCAAGUGAUUGGUCCUCCGAGCAGCCUUGGGACAACUAACAAUCUGUCCGGAGAUAGCAGCAGUAGUGCAUCGGCCGUAGCGGCGGCGAUAGGUAUGAGUCAGAGAAGCGGGCUGCCACCGUGUACCGCCAAAGCCGUUCCUAAAGCAGCCGUCUCGCCGCGCACAGGUGUGCUCGUGGUUGCAGCAAAAUCCAAAUCCACGUACUAUUUCUCAAUGAAAAUUUCUCUUGAGUGAGUACUUCUUGAAACGUGUGCACAACAGAUUACAUCUUCAUUAUCACGGAUGAAAUUCAGUUUUGAGUAAAUUUUUGAUCAUCCAGAAUCCUCUCUUUAAGCUUGACAAGAUGCGUCGAUAUUCGUAAUCGAAGAUGAUCACGUACAUACUUAUUAAAUGAGCUGCGAAAGGAACUUCCGUCCUCCAUUUCUAAUCGAUAUGCUAAUUUCCUCUUCUUACAACAACUGCUUCCUCCAUUUGUAAUCGAUAUGUUAUAAUUCCCUCUUCUUACAGGAGUUUUGGUGGAUUGACACAAGCGCCAGCGAAGUCGCCGGCUGGCCCUGCGAUUUCGCGAAUCCGUCCACCGUUGGCCGCGGACGAACCUGAGCGAUGGCUUUGUUCUGCUUGUGGCUUUAGCAAUAUCGCUGAGGUGGCGACGACGCACUGUAAGAAAUGUGAGCAGCGCCGCGCUUUGGUCGAGCUGAAAGACCCGAAAGCCGGAGUGGAUGUGCCGCGUGCUACCUUUGAAGGCGGAGAUGCGGAGGAUGUCCGGAAAGAGGUAGACGAAGAGAUGGAGUACUUGAUGAUCCAAGAGCACCAGAAGAGGUUGGAGGAAGAAGCGGAGGCCAAGGUAGCUGCCGACAUUUAAGGCUAGUUUUUCACUAUCCCAUUAAAGUAUCCUAAGUGGAGUCCCCCUUGAUUUGAAGGAGAAAACAGGAGGGGGGAAAGGGGAAGCCACUCAAAAAAGGAAUAUUGACGAACUAGUUCUAAGAAAUGCAACGUAUCGAGGAAGAAGGCCGUCAACAGCAGAGCACAACUAUCCAUGAUGAGCAGGGUGAGGCCAACAUGGAAAUUGACGUAGAAAACGAGGACGUUAUCGUAAGACCUUCUGCUGUCACUGGUGGUGGACACUACAACCUCCAGACAACUGGAUAUCAACAAUAUAACGACGUCUACAACUAUAAUUCCGGAAAUGGCAGUAGUAUGACUUCCAACUAUAACAACAACAUGCGAGGACAGCAUCAAUCCGGAGCAGGUGGGAGCUGGGUUCCGCCGCAGGGACGUCCUUCGCCGCCGCCGCCACCUCCGCCACCAGGAUCCUCAGAUCCUUGGCAGCUUGGCUCUCGUGCUCCUGUGCGUGCAGCUGCUGAUGGGUGGAGCACGUCCUCUGGAGGCGCUCGAGCUGCUGUAGGAUUGCCUGUAGGAUUGCCGUUGCCAAGUGGAGACAAAGUAGACCUUCUCUCGUCCAGCAAGAAUGAGCCAGCAUCAAGCAGUAGUAGUACAACAAAUAUUAAACCUCGAGGGACUCCGACUGCCGACGGCCGCAUUAUCCUACCGCCGAAGGCGGGAAGCGGUCGCAAACCAACAACUGCACCGGACACCUAUAUUUACCGGAGUCCGCGACCGGGACGAGCCGAUGACCGAGAUCGCGAACGUGAUCGUGCGCAGGAACGAGACCGUCCUCAGCGAAGCAGAGAGCGUGAUCGAGAUCAUCGCAGCCGAGAAAGAAAUCGAGAACGCGAGCGGGACCGUGAAAAAGCAGCUGCUGGUGUAGAUCGUGAUCGCGAAAAAGGAACUGAUCGUGACCGUGAAAGAGGAAAUGACCGUGAAAGAGGAGGUGAUCGCGACCGUGAAAGAGGAACUGAUCGUGACCGUGAAAAAGAGCGGGAAACAAGGGAGAAAAACCGAGAUCGGGAACGCGACGCACCUCGUGAUCGCACUAGAAAUAGAAGUCGCGAGCGCGGCAAGACCUCUCGCGAAGAUGAAGUUGUUGACCGAGACGAGCGCCCGCGUGAACGCGAUAGAGAACGACACAAUGUUGACCAAGAAAAGCGAUCACGUGAGGAACAUCCCCGCUCAGCAGUGCAUUCGGAUGACCCUGCUCCGAUUACUAGUUCCAAAGAAGAUGCGCCGAUCAGGAGCACCAAGGACCGCAGCAAGAAGGACAAGGACGCAGAACAAGGCAACAAGCAGAGGAUUGAAAUGCGUCAAAUAGAAGUACGUCCUGUUGGAAGUGGAGACGAGCGCGUCAUGGAGAGGGUGGACAGCAGGCACAAACAACCGAAGUCUAGUGUAGCGCGUGCUAGUCCAGUGAGGUCGACGUCGAAGGACGACCCAGGGGUAUCUGGCAAAGUAGUUGUAGCUAACGGUAGUCCUCAAGUCAGUCCUGAAAUCACAAGUGCGAGAUCGGUGGAUAUUAAAGGUCAGAAAGUAUUCGAUCCAGCACCAGCUGCGCCACCUGUUGUGGUUGUUGCAGCACACAACUCGAGUUCCCCAGCUUCUCAUCCUUCACCGCAAACCGCUGUUGCAACCAGUAAACACAAGACUAGUAGUACAAAUAUCGCAGACCUGACAGUUGAGUCGCGUACUUCCUCUAACAAGUCAUCUGCAGCUGUAGCAGCACACGUUCAAGCAAGCUCUUCACCCAAUCACUCUGCCUUACCAUCACCGAAUAAAUUGCCAGCUGUUUAUCAGAUCUUUUCAUCGACAUCAACAUCUUCGAAGAACAACAACUCUAGUACCAAGACCUCCAACUCUACCAAGCGGCCGAAAGAGAAGCCUUCCAAUGAUUUUGACAUGUUUCAACUUGACGAUCACGCCACAAAUAAAUCAGGGACGAGUAACUGCGCUGUGUCAUCGUCCGGUAGCUCUGCUAAGGUGGUAAAGCAUAGCAACAGUCACGGCAUAGAACAUUCAUCUUCAUCCGGCACCCUUGGUCAUGGUCAGGAUAAACUACAAGCAAAAGUAGAGAUGAAAGAAUCUACUUCCUUAAGGGACAAUGGAGGAGGUAGAGACAGUGGAGGAGGUAAUGCGGACAAGAAAGGCGCAACAACUACUACUUCUAAAUCCGUGAAGCGUCAUCACGAGGUGGACCCUCAGCGUGUACUCAAAGGCGUGACCGAAAAGGUGAGCAAAUCUCACCGUGACCACAGAGGACGAACAUCUUCGCGAACUGACGACCGUGACUAUGUUUACGACAACGGAUCGUUGGAGGAGCACAACAACAAGCAGUGCUCCCGACAGCCUAGCACGACGACCAUGAUUGUAACUAUGGCCAAGAUGGAAGAUAAACUUCGGGAGUCGUCCGUGAACGAGGAGCAGGCACACCGUGAAGCCGAGGCCUACUUGGAAAGGAGGAAACGACAGCGUGAAGUUAAGAGUUUCCAAAUUCGAUUCUCCACGAACAUCUUCCUUGACCUAUCUUCUACCUAGAAGUAGGGCAAACCAAGGUCCAGGAUGUUGCUCGAGAAUGUGUACUUUUUUUUUUCUAACGAAGAGCAGGAGAAGCGAGCACGAGCUAUGUCACUGGCAAGCGAAGGUGACGCUGGCGAUGUCGCGCCAAAAGCGAACUCGUCAAACCCGCCUCCCCGUUUUAAGAUCGAAGAUCUCGAGGAGAACUUCCCGACUGGUGAUGAAAAGAGGCAAAAUACUAGAUCGUCUGACCGAGGAGGUGGCGCUUCUAGAAGACGGCACAAACACAAUAGAUCUUCUGACCGAGAUCGGCGAGACGACAUGAUGAGGAGUCCCAAUAAAGCAGGUGGUGGACGGGAGAAGAAAAGUAGUAGGGAGAACAAAAGCCGUGGAGACCGAGACCGCGAUCGCGACCGCCAUAUUGUAGCAGAAGAAGACGAUAGAAAUUAUGGCAAUGACAGUCUUGCUCGCCGAGACAGGACACGAAAUAGGGACCGCGACAGAACACGACGAGAAAUAGAUGACGACGUUCCACCAAGCACUGACAAUAUAGUUCGUGUCACCAUGGCUGACAGUCGACGACGCGUCGACGAGCAUGGUACGCGAAAACCAGCAGCGAGAUGGCAGCCUUCCGAUGACGAUGAUGAUGAAUAUGUAUGUAAUGCUGACGGUCAACAUAGCACCAAAGCAUCUAAAACUCGCAGAAUUCAACGUCGCCCUAGUCCAGCCCAAUCCUCUGUGCCCUCAUUUGACGAAGCAUCUGAGCCUAAGAGCAGUCCUGUAUUGGAUAGUCCUGCAUUGGUAGAUCUCGAACUACAAGCACGUGGGAGAGACCGCGACUUCAGAGGACAUGAGCGUGCUCCUUCUGCCUCUGCCUCCGACGAUCGUCAUGUUCCUCAGCAGGGUUCUUCGGGAUCGGGUCGCGGAGGUAAUCUCGAGUACAUCAGCAGUGUUGACCUCGAUUUAAGGACGCGUCGCGAAGCAAAGCAUGACAGAGACCACGACAGACAGUCCUACGACGUCAGAGACGACAUCAAGCAGUCUUCCAAAGCAGUGUCUUCUAAUUCUUCAAAUGCCAACAGUACCAAUGGCACAGGUGUGAAGCUCACCCGACGCAAGCAGAAGAGACCAAAAUCUUCAGCGGACCAAAAUCUUCAUGAUGAAGCUGACGCUGAAAAAAGUCGCUCAGAAGGGGAGUCACAAGAGCUCUUUAUCACAGGAACCUCUGCUCGUGGACAACAACGUCGGGCAUCGCCCCCUCCUAGAAGGUCUCCGCGAAGAGGAUCGCCACGACGUGCUUCGCCGCCUAGAAACUCCCCUCCUAGAAACUCUCCUCGUAGGAACUCCAGACCUAGAAAGUCUCCACCGAGAGAAUCACCAUCUAGAACUGUCGUCAAUCUCGUCAGCCGAAGGGAAAAAGAAAUUAGAAAACAGGUACCAAUAUAGUAUAAGAUGAUGCUUACACAACUUACUAAAAAGAUUAGGAUGAUGUUAUGAUACGAUAUUCGCAGCCAGAACUAGAAGUUUAAUCAUAAACUACUAGUCUAAGGCCGUCUAAAUUGGUUUUGCUGCCGACUACUACUUUAAUUAUGCUCAAAUUCAUGUGGUCCCAGUACUCACUUCAUUCUGAGAGAAAAUAUAAUGUCAUUUCAACUACAUCUAUCUGUUCAGAAUCUCGGCCGCGAGGCGAGACCGAAGGCGCCGGCUUUGCUGCCCCCACAGGGAAGUUCUACUUCUGACUCCGAAGAGGCCUCAGACGCACCACCAGAACGCAAAGACAUCCAAAGUAUCGUGGACUACGGUGACUUGUGAGGAAGUAGAGGCAUUGACACGGCGUGAAGGGUGGUUGGCUGCUGUGACGUGAUUUGUGCGGCUUCUUUGAUGGCGUUUUCGAAUUCCAGCUAGAGGCGGAAGUUCUUUCGAAGCCGCUUUUGUACAAUUAUAUACAGAACCAAGUUGUGGUGUCCUCUUUGCUAAGCCCAUCUUUAAAGGAAGCGGAUGCCCAUCUUUAAAAUCCCAAGAGCACCGACUCCCAAGAGCACUGACUCUUUGAGUUGUGAUAUCCACCAUAUGAUCCUCUUCCCCGAAACUACGAGAAUCGUAGUUCUUGUAGAGGGUCCUUGUAGAAGAAGUGCCCAACCCCACUACCUCUACCUCAUAUUGACUUUUUACGAAGCAGGGUUCUUGUGGUCAACAAAAACCCUUUUACACUCACGCAUCGGCAUAAUUUGCAGAAGUGUGAUGAUGUCAAUUAUCUUCUAUAAACCCAGUAUCACAACAAGAAUGUUGAAUAAACAACCCGCUAGUUGUAAUGGCAACACAACUUGCGAUCAGCUGAGAAUUUUCCAAUGACGUGGUCCGCCGUAUUUCCAUUCUCCAUCGCGCUCGAACCACUUU
Amoebophrya sp. A25 is the source of this 8488-nucleotide messenger RNA. NCBI's taxonomy places the organism in Eukaryota, Dinophyceae, Syndiniales, Amoebophryaceae. The record is from the annotation of a GenBank genome assembly.